Molecule: messenger RNA, 1587 nt
Organism: Naegleria lovaniensis
Lineage: Eukaryota; Heterolobosea; Eutetramitea; Acrasida; Naegleriidae
Exons: 3
Coding region: 1-1587 (528 amino acids)
Source: RefSeq, a predicted model, not a curated record
AUGGCUGUUCCAACACCCUCUCUUCGGAAUAUGAAAAGUAAAUUAUUUACAAUACGAUCGUUUUAUAUUUUGGUUUUGGCUAUAUCGGUGGUAUCCGUGGUCGUUUUUAUUAGUUCAUAUAGGGGAGACUCAUCAGCAAACAACAUUAACCAGGAAGAAGGGUUACUUCAUGGACAUGGUGAUAAACAACCACAUGAAAAUGUAUUAACACAUUCGGGUGGAUCCAAGAGUUCUUUUGCUUUGCCAUCGGAUUUAAAGAAAGGAUUUCCUUCUUCGGAGCAAUCUGAACAGAAAGUAGUUGAAGAACAAAAGAAACCAGAAAUUAAGGAAUUAACGAUUUGGUCUACAAGCUUUCAUAUUUCUCCAAUUUUUUGUUUGAGACAUUUCAUGAAAAACGUUUUUGAAAAGAGGACAGGAAUUAAGGUAAACAUUAUUGAAAAAUCACUCAGUGGACAUUGCCACUUAACGGGACAUUGUGCUCGAGAUUUGAGAGUUUUAAACCAUGAUACUGCCAAAGGUGAAUAUGGAUGUACUGUUCCAACAGCUAAAGCUUUGUACGAAACUUACAAGUCAGAUCCAGUUUUCAAAAACGUAGACCUCGUCAUGUGCGAUCACAACAUUGCCAUGUGUGAAUUGUACAUGCCGUUUGAUGUUCCAAUGGUUCUCUACUCUACGACAAGAUAUGAACUCUGGAGACAUGAUCCCAAUAGAUGGAGAAAUUUGAAUGAAAAUAUCAAGUUGAUUGCAAGUAAGAAACAACACACAGUUGUUGCAAACAAUUUGUAUGAUGCAAAAUAUUUGAACUACUUUACUGGAAUGUAUGUUCCAGUACUGGACAGUUUUUGUGGUUAUUCAGCAGAUGAGGGAACAUACAAUCCAACAAGGUCUGAAAUUUUGAUAGGCCCAUCAAGACUCUCGGUGAACCUUAAUACUCUUGUAUUGAAUGACUUUUACGGAUAUGCUAAAAAAGAUCAGUCCUCUCUCAAGUUGUCAACUAUUCGUGAACUCUAUCCUCAUUAUAAGUACUCUGAUUUGGCUCAUCAUCCAGCCAUUGUAGUCAUUCCUUAUCAAUUAUCCGUGAUGAGCUUUUUCGAGUAUUACAGGUUAGCCAUUCCAAUCUAUUAUCCAAGUGUUGACUUAUUGACACAAUGGCACAUGCAACAUCGAAUAUUAUCUGAGAAAACAUGGCACAUGGUUCUUCAAAGAAGACCUGGACGAGGAUCUCCCGUUGAACAUCAUCCAAAAUCAAACAUUCCAAAAGAAAUGGAUCCAAACAACGAAGAAAAUGCUGACAGUGUCAAAUAUUGGAACGAAUUUAGCGAUCUCUAUCAAUGGCCUCAUGUCAUUUACUUUUCUUCCAUUGAAGAUUUAUAUCAAAAACUUUCUAAAGCCACUCCAGAUUACUAUAAAGAAGUUAGUAAGAAAAUGCAAGAAUAUAAUCAGCAAUUACAGGAUCAUCUCGUCAAACAAUGGACUGGAAUUGUGGAACGAGUGGCAGAUCACAAACAACAAGGAAGAAAAACGUUUUCUAGCUUUGAAGAGGCAAUGAAAACAUUGUGGAAUAAGGAAUCUAAGUGUGAUAUUUAA